AUGGCUGUCGUGGCUCGAUUCCCUUGCCUCCUCUUGUUUCCGAUUGGGCGAGAGACAUGCUUUUCCACAAUUGAAGACAUAGACUUUAAGGAAGUUCGAUGGAAACUCCAGUUGUGGGGUUUACUUCUACAAGCUACUACUUUUGAAAAGUUGUUACUCAAGUACAGGAUUCCAGCUGCUGCUAGGCCAAAAUUUGAAGCAAGCGGCACUUACUUUCCACAAAGCAAUCGUCCAGUUCAGCCAUCUGGUCCUAAUCCUUGCAGUUACCUGCCUGGACCAGGGCAAUGCAAGCCUCCAAAGUGA
Molecule: messenger RNA, 303 nt
Organism: Dovyalis caffra
Lineage: Eukaryota; Viridiplantae; Streptophyta; Magnoliopsida; Malpighiales; Salicaceae
Source: the annotation of a GenBank genome assembly